Messenger RNA from Pyricularia pennisetigena, 1149 nucleotides. RefSeq lists its product as uncharacterized. NCBI's taxonomy places the organism in Eukaryota, Fungi, Ascomycota, Sordariomycetes, Magnaporthales, Pyriculariaceae. The record is from RefSeq and is a predicted model, not a curated record. The transcript is spliced from 3 exons. Bases 1 to 1149 code for a protein of 382 amino acids.
AUGGACCAUUGCACAGAUAUAAUACGCCUCUGCCGGAGAGGCAACCUCGGUGUGAGGUACGUUAUUCCUUUUCUGAAUCUACGCCUCGACUUGGAACAGGAAUGCUACGCCUUUCUGAAGUGGUGGGCCACCAACCUGUUCGGUUGGGGUGAUGUAAACCUGCCGCACGUCGAUAUCCGCAACGCUGACGCUUUUGAGCCUAUGCGCGUUACACAUCUUGUUGUACUCACUCUUCUUAAGCUACGCCUCUACCUGGAUCUCGAUUCUUAUGAGUGGAUCGAAGCGCAGAGCCGAUACUGCCUGAGUAUUACAGCGGCGGCUCUCCUGAGGAAGCGGACUUCGUGCUUUGCACAUGUCAGGCGUGCUUGGGUUGAGACAGACGGUAUCAUGAGCAUGAUCGAUGGCGACACAGCUGUACUAGGCCCCGUCUACAAAGGCUUGGGUAGUGUAGUGGAUGUUUAUAGCAGUGACUUCACAGGACGACGAAAAUAUGCCGCUAUACUUUGUCUCGAGCAGAAGUAUAUGUUUGCCGAGAUCUACGGCUCUCCUGUGCUUCAAAUCCACUAUAAGGCUGCUUCGGUUCGACUACCCGCCGCGGCCAAGGAUCCCCUCGAGCUUCACCGAGGCGGCCCGCUCCCACCUGGCAUACUCGUGGUGGAUGGAGCCAUCGCCCGUCAUAGGAAGCUUCUGUUCCGUAUUAUUGACCUACUUCACGUCGUACCCGUCGUUGUCGCCGGCUGCUUUGGCACCGACUUGGAAACCGGCGAGCUUGAACGGACGUUCACCACCAUUGGUUUGCCCCGGAAACGCGGAUCCUACGGCGAUGGAACACUGAGGCUUCGACGAGGUGCUGCUGUUCACAUUAGCGGUUACCUAUCUUCUGCUUACACGCAGAGGGCUCAGGUUCUUGCUAAUGUUGAGGAAUCAGCUGUCUGGUACGUAAAUGACGAGUUACCCCAUCAAGCUUCCGCUACAACCACAAAGGUUGGGAAGGGUACAGUGGGAUAUAUCGGGGAUGUGAAUACGUUGGCUGGAUCUAUGUCUGUCAUCAUGGCCCUGUGUGGACUUCGAGUGCGGCUGGAUCCGGGGCUCAAGGACCUCCCUUCAGAGUCGAACAUCCCAGGAACGUAUUGGAGCGAUGUGCCCUAG